UUAUGAUCAGCCGUCGCUACGUCGUUUCGUGUCGUCGUCUUUCUGUUCAGCACUUUACCUCCGUCUUGUAGGGUUGCUACCGUACACUUAACCGUCACCUGAAGGGUACAGAGAAGCUUAACAGAAGCUAAGGGAUAUGAAAAAUGUGAGUGUUAGAUGGAAUGAAACACAACCUACAUGCCUUAUCCAGGUUCUUUUCCGCUUAAACGUUCACCAUGGGUCGUGUAAGAACUAAAACAGUGAAAAAGGCCGCGAAGGUCAUUAUUGAAAAAUAUUACACUCGCUUGACCUUGGAUUUCCAUACAAAUAAAAGAAUUUGUGAAGAAGUCGCUAUUAUUCCGACAAAGCCAUUGCGGAAUAAGAUUGCUGGAUAUGUCACACAUUUAAUGGGUCGUUUGCGUCACUCUCAAGUUAGAGGCAUCUCUAUAAAACUCCAAGAGGAAGAGCGAGAACGUCGUGAUAAUUACGUUCCAGCCGUAUCUGCAUUGGAGCAGGAUAUUAUUGAAGUUGACUCUGACACUAAAGAAAUGUUGAAGCUUUUGGAUUUCCAUAAUAUUCGUGGAUUACAAUUAACUCAACCAUCUACCGGUGGGGCAUUCAAUAGAAGAAAUUAAAACUGUAUUUUAGUGUCGGCAGAAAUACAUUUCUAAUUUAACAAAAAAUUUCGUUUAA
Molecule: messenger RNA, 672 nt
Organism: Zeugodacus cucurbitae (melon fly)
Lineage: Eukaryota; Metazoa; Arthropoda; Insecta; Diptera; Tephritidae
Gene: RpS17
Product: 40S ribosomal protein S17
Exons: 3
Coding region: 216-614 (132 amino acids)
Biological process (GO): translation
Cellular component (GO): ribosome
Molecular function (GO): structural constituent of ribosome
Source: RefSeq, a predicted model, not a curated record